AUGGGUGACGAUUUUGGCGGUUCCGAUCAGGGCUUUCUUCAGUCCGGUGGGGGAGUGCUAUCCGACUUCGCAGAGGAUGAAGAUGAUGACGAUGACGGUGACGAUGAGGAUGAUGACAUUGACUACGAUGAUUCGGAUGAUGAAGAUUGGAGCGAGCAUAUGGAAUCCUCCAAGCGUUUCCGUGAGGAUAAUCGUGGCCGUGUCCAAACUAGGGGUCUUCCGCACAAGCCUUCCAAUUCUAGCCUUAAUUGGCGUCCCCGCAAAAGCGCUAACGGUGGAAGAAACUCUCGUAGACCUCAUAAGCUCACGUCGCAUCAAUCUCUGAAUAGUUUCUCGGAGCAUGGCGGGGGUGGUGUUGGCGUCAAUGGGAACGAAAACGGUAUCUCGGCUCUCCGCCGCCAGGCAUUGCUGCGUCGUGGGGAUGCCGAUGGGGGAAGGGCGGCGUUAGAAUCAAAGUCUGAGCCUCCGCGCCAGUGUCUUGGCCCCGGCUGUACUCGACCUGCUGCCCAUUCUGCCACCAAGUAUUGCUCAAAACAGUGUGGUCUUAUCCUGGCGCUCAAACGCUUGGAACGGUUUUUGCCUGGAGCUCGAGCUGCCUGGUACUCCGAUGCCUCAGGCGUUGUUCUCAACUCCUUUGCUGAUCGUGCGGAUCGAGCACGAUUGAAGGAGGUGCGUGCCGAACAAAUGGCCAUUCAUAAUCGCCUGAUUGAGCUGGAGAAUCGACAUCAGCAACUCAACCAACUCAUUGCACGAGCACAGGAGUAUAAAAACCGUCUCACACCCGCUCAAAUUGCUGCUUCAACCACUGCCGAUUUGGCAGACAUUGAUCAAGCCGAGCCGGUUGUCUGUGUUACCUGCUCUACGGAGGUAAACAUGCGUCAUGCUCUUAGACACAUGGAGAAGUGCUUCCAGAAGAUGGAAAGUGCGUCGUUACUUUGCUCUAACCAACGCGAACAGUCACGUGGGACACCGCUCUUCUGCGAUGCCUACGAUUCACAUGCAAAGGCCUACUGCAAGCGUCUACGUGCCGUCUGUGAGCACGUUAAGGAACCCAAGUAUCCUCCGGAUGCUAUUUGCGGUUUCCCUUUGGUGGAGGACGUCUUCACCCCAACCGACCGUUUUUGUUGCACUACCCGACAAAAAUGCACCCACCAUGUGGGUUGGGAAAGGAAGAAACGAGGUCACAUCGAUGUGGAGCGCUACCGACAGCUGAUCCGUUUGGACGAACUCCUACAGGAGGAAGCCCGACUGCAACGAUCUCUCUCUCAGCGCGCCGGAAUCCUCGGCAUGAUACUUAAUCGCACAGUUGACGAAGAGGAGAGGCGACAAAGGCAGGAGACGAAGUGUUUUGUUAAAUAA
Molecule: messenger RNA, 1359 nt
Organism: Hydatigera taeniaeformis
Lineage: Eukaryota; Metazoa; Platyhelminthes; Cestoda; Cyclophyllidea; Taeniidae
Source: the annotation of a GenBank genome assembly